AUGUGGGGUGAGAUUUUCUAUGCUGUCGUCUUGUUCGCUCUUCAUUUUCAUUUUUCAAGUUUCCGUUUUUAAAGACAAUUUCAGGUCGUCGGUCGGGGCAAAUGGAGAACGAGCAGCAGCAGCCUUCUUCAACUUCGGUGUGCCGAGCGGGUUGUGGGUUCUACGGUUCCUCUGCUACUGAGGGAUACUGCUCGAAAUGCUUCAAGGAUACCAUCAAGCGUACGCAAGACACUGCGCGGUUAUCUUCUCCAGGUUAUUUUCGUUUUUUUAAAUGUCUUUUAUAAUUCUUCUUUUGGAUAUGUAACUCAAAUUUCAUAAUCAUUAGUAAGCUCUAACAGAAAAAAGCAAAAAAAUAAAUAACAAACUCACGUUUUUAUCAUGAAUUUAUUUGACAGUACAUGUAAUCAUUUCGUUGGAAAUUGAAAACAGGCGAUCGAGAAUUUUUCCAAGCCCAGAACUGCGCGUUCACAUACUCCGUAUAAUAUUUCAAACUUUUUUAUUGCAGUUUAUUUUUUUUUCCGAGUCUUCGGCUCCGAUGUUUCUAUUAAUAUUUAAUUUAAGGAUUUAAGUUUUUUUUAGGUAAGCGCCAUUUUUAGUAUCACUCACCCUAAGUGUGUUGGGCAAAAAUUUUUGUAUAAAGUUUAAAAAAAGGAGGUUUUUUUCAAUUUCGUUGUAGGAAACUCACACCAGGAGCAAGAUAAACACUUAGGAAACGCAGAAAAAAAUAAUUCUGAUUGAAAAAAAUUGAGGAAGUUUGACGUUAAUAACCUUCCAAUGAAUACAAUCCUAUUUAGAACCGCAAUUUCGUUUUCAUUUAUAAAAAUGAAUAGUUACAGUUAUGGCUUCUAUGAUGGCAACAUCUUCGAACAACGAAUCCCCCAUAACACCUGAACUGGAAUCUUGCGCAAAGGCUGCUUUGGCAUCUUCUGAAGUGACAGCCAAACUCGAAAGUGAUGAAGCUGUUAACAUUCUCGCGAAUCCCUCCAGUGCUUGGUAAUAUUUCAGUUAUGCAUCACUUGUAGAUUUCUUGUUACGACCGGCUCAACAUUUUUUUUUAAUACUUUUUUUUCAUUUGUUGUUUGCAGCAAUGCGGAAAGCAUUAUUGCCGCGCCUUCAAACGGGUCGGACGUAGUUGCUCCUGUUAAAAAAGCAAAUCGAUGUGCAUCAUGCAAGAAACGGGUUGGAUUGACAGGUAAAUUUUGGUGGUUUUAAUAUACUAUGAAUACUGCGAUUUCAAUAUUACGGAAUACAAUUUUCAGGAUUCACAUGUCGGUGUGGCGGACUUUAUUGCGGAGAACAUCGCUACGACAAAGCGCACAAUUGCCAAUUUGACUACAAGACGCACGAGCGGGAAGCGAUUCGCAAGAAUAAUCCUGUGGUUGUAUCGGAUAAAGUGCAGCGAAUCUAA
Molecule: messenger RNA, 1408 nt
Organism: Caenorhabditis auriculariae
Lineage: Eukaryota; Metazoa; Nematoda; Chromadorea; Rhabditida; Rhabditidae
Source: the annotation of a GenBank genome assembly